Molecule: messenger RNA, 820 nt
Organism: Amaranthus tricolor (Joseph's coat)
Lineage: Eukaryota; Viridiplantae; Streptophyta; Magnoliopsida; Caryophyllales; Amaranthaceae
Product: phosphopantetheine adenylyltransferase
Exons: 6
Coding region: 22-540 (172 amino acids)
Biological process (GO): coenzyme A biosynthetic process
Molecular function (GO): dephospho-CoA kinase activity; pantetheine-phosphate adenylyltransferase activity
Source: RefSeq, a predicted model, not a curated record
CGAUUUAGUAUUCGUUAUAAAAUGGGUCCUGAUGAAGAUAUUCCGACCAAUAUUUCUCCUCCUAAUUCUUAUGGGUCGGUUGUUCUUGGUGGCACUUUCGACCGCCUUCAUGAUGGUCAUCGACUUUUCCUCAAGGCUGCAGCUGAUCUUGCUAGAGAUCGAAUUGUGAUUGGAGUUUGUGAUGGUCCUAUGUUAGCUAAAAAGCAGUAUGCAGAAUUGAUAGAACCUUUUGAGAAAAGGAUGCAAAACGUUCAAGAUUAUAUCAAGUCCAUCAAACCGGAGCUCGUUGUAGAAGUGGAACCCCUUUCUGAUCCUUACGGUCCUUCUAUUGUUGAUGAAAAUCUGGACGCCAUUGUAGUCAGUAAGGAGACAUAUCCCGGGGGACUGUCAGUUAACCGAAAGCGAGAUGAGAAGGGGCUAUCUCAACUGAAGAUUGAAGUUGUAGAUUUAGUAUCAGAGGCAACAGGCGGCAGCGAUAAGCUGAGUUCAACGUCCUUGAGAAAGCGCGAGGCUGAGAAAUUAGGAAAUCAGCAAGCUUGAAACUGCUAGCUUUGUAUGCUGAAGUUCAAUAUUUUUUAUUGUUAUUUGAACCUUUCCAUGGGACUUGAUUUAUUACUCGCAACAAAUUUUUGUAUACAUUAUACCACAAAGUUAAGUAACUAAUGUUACAGAUGAUGUAUGUUACCAACAAUCAACCGCAAAACACUUUUUUUGUUAAGUGUACAUUCGACCCCUUUGAACCGCUCCUAGUGGCAUCAAGAAUUAUAAUUUUGUGGCCUAAUGCAUGUAUGUAUGACAAGUGUCAUGUAAAAUAUAAAAU